Micromonas commoda is the source of this 186-nucleotide messenger RNA. RefSeq lists its product with no specific name. The record is from RefSeq and is a predicted model, not a curated record. The transcript has a single exon. The coding region runs from base 1 to 186 and encodes 61 amino acids. NCBI's taxonomy places the organism in Eukaryota, Viridiplantae, Chlorophyta, Mamiellophyceae, Mamiellales, Mamiellaceae.
AUGAUGUGGCGGAAGCCGACCAGCCGCCGACGAGGAAAUAAACCCUCAGCUGCCACCGUUCGUGCGCCAGCGGGGGGAGUGGAAAUUGAAACUGACCAGCCAGACGUUGACUCACGCGCGGCGGGGACUGGCAUCAUUCAUCACUCUUCUCUUUCUUGCACAACGACGCAACCCAAUAAAAGUUAG